This is a messenger RNA of Schizophyllum commune H4-8, 830 nucleotides long. RefSeq lists its product as uncharacterized. Bases 161 to 736 code for a protein of 191 amino acids. The record is from RefSeq and is a predicted model, not a curated record. The transcript has a single exon. Lineage: Eukaryota; Fungi; Basidiomycota; Agaricomycetes; Agaricales; Schizophyllaceae.
GCGCGGCUGGCCGACAUGAGGUGCCCUUGCGACUCUGCUACCUCUCGCUUCCGUGCACGACUUUUCCUUGACCCUGGUUCCGACUCGCCUACGAUCCGACCACUAACGACACCCGCCACGACGCUCAUCUCGAUACCCGACUGACCUAUUAUUGCGCUUCAUGCAUAUGCUUCCCCCCAUGCUUGCUUCUUUCAACUUCCUCUGCAUCAUCUUCAGCUUCUUUAUUCUGUAUAUGGUCUUAUCGACUGGACGUACAACCGCCCCCUCCCGCUCUUUGGCUUCGCCGACAUACUAUGCUGACUGGCAAAUACCUUAUGCAAUGCACCAUACCACCACCUUCUCAUUCAUAUCCCUGCACACACAAGCAUCCGACCUGCUUCGCUUCACAUCCUUCAUAUGUACAUUCUGCGCACUCCCCACUCACCGCAUCCCUCUCUGUAUCCUUUGCAGUAACUGCCCCCUCACGAUGGCUUGCGCACGAUGUCUAUAUGGCCCCAGCGAUGUAUCCGCACUCUUACGAUCCCUCACGAGCCCACGUACCUACUUUCUUUCUCUUGCUUGCUCCCUUCCCGACUGUGCAAUGUUGUUCUCGUUGUUCAAGGCAGGCUUUCUCUGCUGUGUAUAUCAUGCCGUGCGGUGCACGAGUUGUACUUCUAGGCAUAGGGCGUACGUAUACGUAUACAUUACAUGGCUGACGGGCUGCUCUAAUGACGAAACAAUAGUAAUGCUACUCUAGGUGGUGAUCGCGGGUCAGGCGAAGGUGUAGAUAACAAGUCCGAGGUAAUGGAGUUGUAACUUGGUGUUUGGGAUACAGUGCGGUUUGGGGGAUA